This is a messenger RNA of Phyllotreta striolata, 1299 nucleotides long. The record is from the annotation of a GenBank genome assembly. NCBI's taxonomy places the organism in Eukaryota, Metazoa, Arthropoda, Insecta, Coleoptera, Chrysomelidae.
AUGCUGAAGGACUAUAGCUCGUUCACUGGAAGGUUUCGCAGGAUUUUCGGCUCGAUGGCGACCGCCCGAAGUCGCUACUUCCCGAAUCCCAAGGCCGAUUACAAAGGGGGCUCCGCUCCGGACAUACCCACCCCGCAAAUCCUGGAAAAACUCAACGACUUGCUGUUGCGAAUAGAAAACGGCUACAAACCCAUCGACAAAAACGCCGGCGAUGGAUUGUACCUCGGCACGGCCGGCGUCGCUUACAUGUAUUACCAUUUGAGCAGGACAUCGAGGCUCAAACCGAACGCUGGCAAGUACUUGAACAAAGCCGUGCAGUACCUCAGACCGGCCCUGACGGCCGUGGGUAACGUCACGACCGACUCCAAGGAGGCCCCGUCCUUUAUACUCGGCAACUGCGGAGUGUACGCAGUGGCUGCUUGCAUAUACAAAUGCAUCGGGCAGGAGCCCCAAAGCAAUCGAUACAUCCAAUUGUACUACGAUUGCGCCGAGACGGUGAAACAACCCAAAUUCCUGGCCGCUGGUUCGGAUGAAUUGUUCGUAGGAAGGGCAGGGUACGUUUUGGGGGCUCUUUGGAUGGCUAAAGAAACGGAAACACUUCUUAGAACGAGCGAUAUUUACGAGAUUUGCGACGUUAUCGUGCACUCUGGUAGAUGUUAUGCUUUACAGCAGAAAUCAAAGUCUCCUUUGAUGUACGCCUAUUACCAAGUCGAGUAUUUAGGUGCAGCGCACGGAUUGAGCUCGAUUUUACAGGUACUGAUUACCGUACCAGGUUACUUAGAUUCUCACCCACAAGAGGCCAAAAGUAUUAAAGAAAGCAUCGAUUACUUGCUAAAUUUACAAGACGAACAGGGUAAUUUCCCUUCUGCAACGGAUGAAAUAGGAUACCAAUCGAAACUGGUACAUUGGUGUCAUGGAGCAGGAGGCAUCAUUUAUCUGAUGGCCAAAGCUUACAUGACCUUCAAGGAGGAGAAAUACCUCAAUUCCUGCCUCAAAAUGGCGGAUUUAAUCUGGGAGAAAGGUCUGUUGAAAAAGGGGCCCGGUUUGUGCCACGGGGUUGCCGGAAACGGUUACGCUUUCCUGUUACUCUUCAGGAUGACCAAGGAUCCGAAGCACCUGCACAGGGCGUUGGAGUUUUACAGUUUCAUGAAUACCGGUGAAUUUCAAAUGGGCGCUCGUACUCCGGAUUAUCCUUACAGUUUAUUCGAAGGCUUGGCCGGGACUGCUUGCUUUUUGGCGGAUCUCACCCAACCGGCCCAUGCCAAAUUUCCAUUCAACGAUGUACUGUGCGUUUACUGA